Messenger RNA from Calliphora vicina (urban bluebottle blowfly), 3198 nucleotides. RefSeq names its product vacuolar protein sorting 26 (gene Vps26). The transcript has 2 exons. Gene Ontology annotation, cellular component: retromer complex; endosome. Bases 193 to 1683 code for a protein of 496 amino acids. Gene Ontology annotation, biological process: intracellular protein transport; retrograde transport, endosome to Golgi. The record is from RefSeq and is a predicted model, not a curated record. Lineage: Eukaryota; Metazoa; Arthropoda; Insecta; Diptera; Calliphoridae.
GGCAACACUCCGAAAUGUCAAACUUAUCAAAAUUCACAAAUCAAACGAAGCAAAAGAAUUUUUUUCAACAAAACGCCCAAAAAAUUACAGUUUUUUGUUAAUAAAAUUUUAUUUACGCGAAUAUUUAAACGUUACAAACAUUCCAAUUGUUAAGAGAAUUCUGCAGCAAAUUGUUAAAAAAUCAAAACGAAUAUGAACUUUUUGGGGUUUGGACAAUCGGCCGAAAUCGAUAUUGUUUUCGAUGGUGCUGAAAACAAAAAAAUGACUGAAGUCAAGGGAGAGGAUGGUAAAAUUGAAAAAAUGUUACUUUAUUAUGAUGGUGAAACCGUGUCCGGCAAGGUAAAUGUGACACUUAAAAAACCUGGUAGCAAAUUGGAACAUCAAGGUAUUAAAAUCGAAUUCAUUGGCCAGAUUGAACUGUUCUACGACCGUGGCAAUCAUCACGAGUUUAAAUGUUUAGCCAAAGCGCUAGCACGCCCAGGAGAUCUCAUUCAAUACAGUAGUUAUCCGUUUGAGUUUCCCAACGUAGAGAAGCAGUUUGAAAUCUACAAUGGUUCGAAUGUUCGCUUACGUUACUUUUUACGUGUCACCAUAGUACGCCGCAUCAGUGACAUCACAAAAGAAGUCGAUAUUGCUGUUCAUACCCUCUGCAGUUAUCCGGAUGUAAAUAAUCCCAUCAAAAUGGAGGUGGGCAUUGAAGACUGUCUGCAUAUUGAGUUUGAAUACAACAAGAGUAAAUACCAUUUGAAGGACACGAUUAUCGGUAAAAUAUAUUUCCUGUUGGUGCGCAUUAAAAUUAAACACAUGGAAAUCGCCAUUAUUAAGCGGGAGUCAACAGGCAGCGGAACGAAUGUGUUUACGGAAAACGAAACAAUUGCCAAGUUCGAAAUAAUGGAUGGAGCACCCGUUAAGGGUGAAAGUAUACCUAUACGUGUAUUUUUGGCCGGCUACAAUCUUACACCCACGAUGCGUGACAUCAACAAGAAAUUCUCAGUAAAAUAUUUUCUCAAUUUGGUGUUGAUGGACACGGAAGACCGUCGCUACUUUAAGCAACAGGAAAUAACGCUGUGGCGUAAAGCUGAUAUACCACGGUAUCAUGCCCACAAUCAACCACCACAAACUGCUGUAGCGGGUCAUAACACUCAUCCUCAGCAUGCUCCUCCACAUUUGGUGAGCGGCCCUCCAGCUCCUGUUGCAGCGCCUCAUUUAACUAACAGCGAUCCGAAUGUAAAUGUCAAUGCCGUGGGAGCAGCUGCGGCGGCAGCAACAGCAGCCUCGUUGUCAUCUGAAGCCAAGAUGGGUCUCUUCACAAGAGAAAGUCCUAACCAGGAAUUCAGUCAACAGUCCCAGGACUCACUACCUACAUCGCCCAUAACACCAACUGCAAUGCCAAUCGAGCGUGGCAUGGGAGAUGGUGCAGCUGCAAUCAGCACUUCGCCAGUCAUGCUUUCAACAACGCCACCGCCUCUGCCAGCUACAGCAGCAAAUGCAUCGACAAAUGAAAACAAACAAGAAGUUGCCGAUGAUUUCCUAGAGCCAACCACAGAGGUUCCACUGAACGAUGAGGAUGACGAUGAUCGUGAUGACAAUGUUAAUAACGAUACAGACGAUAAGCCUCAAGUGGUGCCAGUAGCUUCAAGUGAUUUCUUAGAUAGUGAUGAUGCCGUUACUAGUGGAGCCUGAUGUUAUGGCCCCAAUUGAGUCUAUCUUUAUAUACGACCACAACAACCCGAGUCGUAUAAAUAUUGUAUCAAGUGCUUAACUUAAAAAGUGAAAGUGAAACGAAAACCGACAUUUAUACAGAGAAAUAGACACGGACAGCCACUCACACUCAGCCACCCUCAUAUACUUAUACAUCCUAACACUCAAUAUAUGAUUAAGGGCUUCUUUAAACAAUCCGAAACAAACAAACAAAAGCAGAACUAAAACAACAAUAUUUACAUUUUAUUAAAUUUAAAGGCAAAAAGAGAGAAAUUUACUGAACGACACUAAAACCGAAUACACAAGUAUUCGACAUUUAUCAUGUUUAGAACAAACUUUUGGAGUUAGUUGUCUGUCCAAUGUGAAGAAAACAUAAGAAAAAUUAAACAUAAACUAAAAAUCGAAAUACUACAUUUAUUUAUUUUAAAAAGUCCAUAGAUUGUAAAAAAGUAUUAAAAUAUUCUGUUGUUAUUUUGUUAGACAAAACGAAACAAUAAAUUCAAAACAUGUACACACACAUACAUACAAACAAAUAUUUAAAUAUUGUUUAGACCAUUGAGUAGAAUAGAGCCGAGACUAAUUGUCUUUUGCUUUUGUUUUUAUUUUAUUAAAAGUGUCUCGUCUCUAUGUUUCGACUUUAUGCUUAUUUUUUAACAAAUAACAUUUAAUAACAAUUAACAGAAGUAUGAACCCUUUAGUAUAACUUAACACCACACAGUCCUUCUCAUUUAGCUGUUUAACUUCCCAAGCAAUUCAAAGUACAUAAUUAGAUGUUCAUAUAGUAAACAUAUGAGAAAUCUAAUCUAUUUUUUUGUCGCACUUGUUUGUCUAGAUCAAUUUUUUUCUUUUUAUUAUUUUUAACUCAUAAAAGUUUCCUUCUUUGUUUUCGAAAUAUAUUUCUCCCAUUCCCUGUUUAUUUGUUUUUGUGUUUAAAUAUUUUAUUAUUAUUUUAUAAUUAUUGCAUUGCAAAUAUACAUACAAACAAAACAUAUACGUAGAUACGUUAAUACGAAUACGAAUACAUACAAACUGAUCUAGGUACUAAAUCAAUGUAUUGUAAAUUUUCUAUCUAAAUAUUCCAAAUUCUAUUGUCCCUCUUCAAACCUUUUCACAAUUGCAAUUAAUUCAAUGUGUACUUUAUUUUAUAAGAAAAUAUGAAGUGAGAUGAUGAAACCCAUAAAAAAAGAACAAUGCGUUGCGCAAUUUAUAUAAAACAAAAAUAAGUAUAAAAAAAUUAAUAAUGAAAAUCACAAAUUUGUAAGAAAUCAUAAAAGCGAUUAGCGAAUAUUAUUUUCAAAUAAUGAAACAAAAUAGAUUUAAACAACAAAAUAUACUAAAUCAAUAUUUUUAUUUUGGUAGUUUUUAAGAUAAUACAAAAUGAGAAAAUAAAUCAGAAACAAAAGAAAAAACAGCAAAACAAAUGAUAUAUUCAAAAUAUAUUAUGUAUUAACCAAGUUAUUUAAAAUUUAAAUAAAAAAAAAACACAAUAAAACAAAA